Messenger RNA from Symbiodinium natans, 1518 nucleotides. NCBI's taxonomy places the organism in Eukaryota, Dinophyceae, Suessiales, Symbiodiniaceae. The record is from the annotation of a GenBank genome assembly.
AUGGUUCGUUGGAUCAUGCCAACUCGAUCUUUCGUGGCUUAUCAGGCCCUGGUGUUAACCAUUGGCGUAGGCGGACUGGUCAGGUGUGACGGCAGUAAAUGCUUCAUUCCCCCAGAAGAGGAGCCAUCUGGCUUGCCAGAGUUCUUGAGUCAAUGUGGCCAGGCGGCCGCUGUUGCUCUGCGUCUGGCUGGUGCUGACCUGCCUGUACUGCAGGAAGAUUCUUUGGCAAGCUGCAUAGCGAUGUCAGACAACUUUGUGGGCGUUGCAUUUGGGGACAGCGCUUGUGGCUUCUGCCCAGAGGCCUGUGGCGUGGCCUUGUUGUUGCAGGGCCUUGCAGCAGAGUUUGUGGAGACUGCACGCUGUACUCAAACCCUCCUCUUGUUGGUCCGCGCCUAUUCCUUCCUUGCAGAUGGAGAAGAGCUUACGGAGCCUGCAGAGCCUAGCAGGGCGGUUUCUAGUGAGGACGUGGAUGCCCUUGCGGAGAUGGUUUUUGUGAGGCGAGGGCAAUGUGCGGCAGCUCGCCGACGGGAGCUGACAACACUUGUGCUUCCGCCUCCUGCGUUGGCACGGGCUGGAGGUCCUGGCUUCGGCAGCUUUGCAGGAGCCGGUGGCCAGGUGGCCCUGCUGGUGGCUGCAACACCGAAUCAGAUUCACACUUACCAACCUUUCUUGAACCUCUGGAGAUGCUACGCCCUCCGACAUGGUUUAGCCUUCAUCUUGGAGACUGAUGACACAGAGGUCAGGCCUCCUCAUCAUCGUGCUCCUAAUUGGUUGCGCUGGUUCACAGCAAAGAAAUAUCUCAGCUACUACAAGGCACUCCUGAUCGUGGAUCCCGACCAGUUCGUGGUGCCCGAAUGCUGGAAUGUGUCAAUCCCUGCUGUUCUGGGAGCAUGGGCCGGUGGCCUUUAUGGAUCUCCCGACGUCGCCACUCGUGAUUUCGGACGGCCACAGACCCUGAACAAUGGGGUCGUGCUGAUUCGAGCAUCGAAACGUGGACACUUCUUUUUGGAUCUCCUCCUGGAGAAGGCGGCUUGGAUGCAGAACAUCGAGAAGGAUCAAGGGGCCUUUGAUGAGACCGUGCUGGAAGUUCUUGGCAUGGAGGCCGAAAAGCGCGGUGAGGAAGGCUACGACUCUGAAUGCGCACAGUACGUUUGGCCCAACGCCAAGGGCAACCACGAGAUAGCGCUGUAUGCACUUUGCUGGUGGCGAACGGCCGAACGAUUGGCAGGGCCGUUUGGCGCGAGGCGAUCAAUGUUUUUUCGAUUCGCCGACCCACGCCUGGUGGAUGUGAACCACGUAGUCGGUGCGCGAGGCCUGUCCGAGUCGGCUGUUCUGCACCAUUUCGCCGGCCGGUCCAAAGACUGGGAUUUCAUGCUUGACACUUUCGGCAUGGCGCGGCGCAACACAGGAAACUGCCAGCGCGUGUUCGAUCACGUUGACGAACAAGCAGCCGUGAAGCGGUGCAUGCCUGGCGGGCCACCCGUGAUGGAGUGCGAGCCGCCGAUGCUUGUGUGUUGA